Molecule: messenger RNA, 1989 nt
Organism: Pseudogymnoascus destructans
Lineage: Eukaryota; Fungi; Ascomycota; Leotiomycetes; Thelebolales; Thelebolaceae
Exons: 2
Coding region: 1-1935 (644 amino acids)
Source: RefSeq, a predicted model, not a curated record
AUGCAGGGCAUGAAUUUCUACAAACAGUCGCAUGCCCCAGCUAGCCUUCCACAUUCGGAGAACCAGAAGAUCCUUAACGACCCAGAAUACAAACGCCUGGAAACUAUCGAGUCAGAUGUCUUGAAUGAAGUUGCUCAAGCCAAAGCAAACAAGGAAUGCGUGGGACCACUGCUAGAGAAGAGUUUGGCAAGUGCUAUAAGCAAACGCAAGAACUACUACAGACGAGCUUAUGAUAAUGCCUAUAAGAGGUAUAGAUCAGAGUUUUUUCAAGAAGUUGGACCAAGAGAAGUCCAACGCCAGAUUCGAGUCAUGGAGGGAAGUGAUGAAGAGAUAUCUAUUUCUGACAACUUUUCCGAUCGACACCACUCUAGUAGAGGCGUUUCUGCUGGAUACUUCACCGCAAGAGAGCAUAUUGCAGAGGUAUUCUUCCGCACUGAAACUGAGAGCAAGGGGCUUCCGGAUACCAGUGUCCUUGAAGCACUCCAGGCUUUAUCUGCUCCCGAACCGUAUGUUCUAUAUUAUCCAAACAAAAUACCCGUGGACGGAAAGUGCAACAUCUGUAGUUUCGAGAUGGAAAGCCUUCCUCAACAGGAGAGAGCCCUACAUAUUCAUCAAUGCCACAAAAAAAAAUCUUUAGCGACGUCCGAGAUUCAGCAUUCUGAGUGCGUUGCCACGACAUGCCUCUGGGACAACUGCCGGAGCUCGAAAGCUAGGAAGGUCAAUUAUAACCCAUCUAUAAGCCUAAAACAAUACUGGGCGCAUUUUCGAUGGCAUCUUGAGACUUCAGACUCUACAUGUCGGUGGAAUGGAUGCGGCCAAAAGCUGUCAUCACGUUUUGAGCUGCUAAGACACUUGCUCGACUUUCACUCUAUAACAACGCGCCAGUCUCCGUUCAGGCCGCAGUUCUGCUUGCAACAUCCGUCUCUUGGCUGGUUUACGUGUGAAUUCGCAUGGGAAUACCACUGCAAGGAGCAUCUGACCAGCCCUCAGGCUAGCUGCGACCUCGACCGCCGCCAUGGGACAGUUGUAGCAGGCAUUACUUGUCCUUUCUGCCUCGGCAGUCAGAAGUUGUCAGCUAGCGACCGCGUACGGCAGUUUACCGAUAGGGGGCGAUUUAACGUUCACUUGCAAAGUUCUCACUACCGCAAGAUGAAAGAAGACGUUGACGUCUGCUGCCCCCACCCACUGUGCCAUGGAAGAUUCUCGCAUCCAAGUUUGAAAGACCUGAAGGUUCAUUUUUACGAUUGUCAUGGCCUCCCAGAAAAAGGUUUUGCCGUAACGCGUGGUGUGAUGGUAGGUGGUCGUGGUGCUUCAAAAGUCUGGUCGGAAAGCAACACAGACCAAGACCUGAAGGAAGAGUUUGACCUUGAAUGGAGUCAGGAUUCUGGGGUUGCCUCACCAGCAGACGACACAUGGGAAAAGAUAAUGAAACAAACUAGCUCAGAAUUUGAUGACGAUUUCAAAUUCGACCCUGAGGACCCCUUGUUUGACCUCGACACAGACCAAGACCAGAAGGAAGAGUUUGACUUCGAAUGGAGCGAGGUUUCUGGGUUUGCCUCGCGAGCAGACGACACAUGGGAAAAGAUAAUGAAACAAACUAGCCCGGAAUUCAAAGACGAUUUUAUACUCGACCCUAGGGAUCCCUUGUUUAGGGCGAAUGCGAUCAUGGACUUGGAUGAGACAUAUCCACCGUCUUAUCUUGAUAUGCCUGCCAAAAGUUGGAACCUUCCUAAGGACUUCUGGGUUGGGACAAAUGCGACAGUGGACCUAGAUGAAAAGUAUCCACUAUCUUCUCAUGGAAUGCCUGCCAAUAGUUGGAGCCUUCCAAUUAUAGAGGAUGCCAAUGAUACCUCUGGUAUAUUUCAAUACAUCGACUUAUCUCACAAUACUCCAGCAGAAGGCUCGGAGGAGGUUUUAUCUACAUAUUGGCCGUAAGAUAAUGAUGCUCUUCAAGUUUUGCAAAGUAGUCAUUAUCAGGCACUGAAGAUG